Molecule: messenger RNA, 1181 nt
Organism: Struthio camelus australis
Lineage: Eukaryota; Metazoa; Chordata; Aves; Struthioniformes; Struthionidae
Source: RefSeq, a predicted model, not a curated record
UGCACCCAGUUUUUACCUUCUUUUGCUCCUUUUUGGCCGUCUCGGUUCCUGCCUCCCCCUGCGGGGCUGCGCUCAGUCAUCUGCAGCAUCGUGCUGAAGAAGUGAGGGUCUGCAGUUUGGGUUAAACCAGCGUGUCUGGAAACUGGGAAAAACGCACCAGCGCUGUGUGUGUGGCCAAGGCCGGGGCCAUCCCCGUCCCCAUCAAGGGCUCAGCAGCCCGCUGCGGCGGCGGCUGGCCUCGGGGAGGUGCUUGAGAACUUUAAAGGCCAGUAGAAACGGGUAAUAAUUUUGCUAGCAAAAAACAUUCCAAGCAAAAAGCGUUCCAAGGGUGUGGAUUUGGAAGUAAAAUGAUCUUCUAAGAACUGCUUUUUUUUGUGCCAAGCUGCAGAUUGCGCAGAGUCCUGUGUUGGUUGAACUGAGAAAGAAACAAAGAAUCGGCAGUAGCAGAUGUUACAGACAAAUUCACAGAAAGCAUGUAUGUCCUGGCCAAUGAGCCAUCCGUGGCGCUGUACCGGCUCCAGGAGCACGUGAGGAGAUCCCUUCCAGAGCUUGCACAGCACAAGUCCGACAUGCAGAGCUGGGAGGAGCAAAGUCAAGGAGCGAUCUACACUGUGGAGUACGCCUGCAGUGCCAUAAAGAACAUGACCGACAGCAGCGUGUAUUUCAAGAGCAUUGACAGUCUGCUCAAACACGCCAUAGCCAUGAAGGAUCAGCUGAACUCUGCUCAGGGCCGCAGUACUGUUGCCCAGCAAGCCAAGAAUCCUCCAGCCAGCUCCUGAUUUCAGACAAGACUGGCCAUCCUCUGCCUUGUCCUCAGCCCAGCUGUGUGUCCUCCGACCACUUGGAGGAGGGAGAAACCUGCUCAAUCUGUGAAACUGCACAGAUGCCUCUGCCUGCCUCUCCAUUUCAAAUACCAAGGUGCUGUACCUGAGCAGGUAAAUCCUGCCGCUGGGAUCAGGCCUGCCUUUGGGGAUGCUUUAGGGAGCAGCUCCGUCCUUCUCUGGAGCCCUUUGCAAAAGGGAGAUGGGAUUGUUCUGCAUUUGUCCUUUCCUGUUCUUUUUUGAUGGUGGUCUGUUAUGAGGCAUUUUUCUGUCUACCUCUUGGUUACAGAAACAUCUCAGAAAAACUAGGUCUUGCUUUCAGUAUUUUGUAGAGGACUAUGUAAGAAAAAAAAAAAAAAA